Didymosphaeria variabile is the source of this 1968-nucleotide messenger RNA. It is a transcript of the gene TMS1, whose product is annotated as Membrane protein tms1. The record is from RefSeq and is a predicted model, not a curated record. The transcript has 4 exons. Gene Ontology annotation, cellular component: membrane. Lineage: Eukaryota; Fungi; Ascomycota; Dothideomycetes; Pleosporales; Didymosphaeriaceae. Bases 1 to 1968 code for a protein of 655 amino acids.
AUGGGCGCGCUUUUGUCUAUCCCGAUGCUGGCUCUGCCGAGCGUCGGUACACUCUGGGGGGUUGCCGCCUCGUGCUGUGGAGCAGCCACCUGCAGCGCUGUCUGUGGAUCUUGCGGCGGCAAGUGUGGAAACAGCAUCGCUACUCGUAUCGCAUACGCCCUCAUCCUUCUCUUCAACUCUAUCGUAUCAUGGAUAAUGCUCACCGACUGGGCUAUGAAAAAGCUAUCACACCUCACGCUGGACUACGUCGAUAUCAAAUGCCACGGCGAACAGUGCUACGGAUACGUCGCAGUGCAGCGCAUCAACUUCGCCCUCGGUUUCUUCCAUGUCAUCAUGGCUAUGAUGCUCAUCGGCGUACGCAGCUCCAAGGACGGUCGCGCACCUAUCCAGAACGGUUUCUGGGCCCCGAAGAUCAUCGCAUGGCUGGCUAUGGUGGUCCUGACCUUCUUUAUCCCGAACUCCUUCUUCAUCGUCUGGGGUAACUACUUCGCUAUGAUCGGCGCCUGCCUCUUCCUCCUUAUCGGUUUGAUUCUCCUCGUCGACCUCGCACACAAUUGGGCAGAAUAUUGCCAGGAGAAGAUCGAGGUCACCGAGUCUAGAGUGUGGACUGGAAUGCUCGUGGGAUCUGCGCUAUUCAUGUACCUGGCUUCGUUCGCUAUGACGGUUGUCAUGUACAUUUACUUUGCGAGGAGCGGAUGCGGCAUGAAUCAGGCUGCAAUUACUAUCAAUCUGAUCUUGUUGCUCCUUUCGUCGAUCGUGUCGAUUCACCCAGCUGUCCAGAACGUCAACCCUCGCGCCGGACUUGCUCAGUCGGCUAUUGUUGCCAUCUACUGCACAUACCUCACCAUGUCUGCAGUCGGCAUGGAACCCGACGACCACCAGUGUAACCCGCUCAUUCGCGCUCGUGGCACUCGCAAAGCAACCAUUAUCAUUGGCGCAAUCGUGACUUUUGUUACUGUUGCAUACACUACAACACGUGCGGCUACGUAUGGCUUGGCUCUUGGCGCUCAAGGCAACUCCUACGGAAAUGGAUACUCUCGCGUAGGAACUGAAGACUAUGAACAUGGUCUUGUGACCCAGCAACCUGAAUCUCGUCGUGAGAUGCGAGCUGCCGCUCUCCGCGCCGCCGUUGAAUCUGGCUCACUCCCUGCCUCUGCGCUAGACGAGUCAGACAGUGAUGAUGAGGAUGAGGGACCGUCAAAGAACCCACGGGACGACGAACGCAACGCCACCCAGUACAACUACACGCUCUUCCACGUCAUCUUCUUCCUCAGCACCACAUGGGUUGCCACGCUUCUGACCACCAACUUUGACGAAAAGGACAUGCAGAAUGACUUUGUCCCUGUGGGUAGGACGUACUGGGCUAGCUGGGCGAAGAUCAUCAGCGCGUGGCACACCUGUCCCACCAAGAUUUUCCACGAGCAGAUCCUGCAUUUACUCGCUCACUCCAUUACCACCGCGGACCGCUUUCACAUCCUUGGUAUCAACAUGACACGUGACCAUAGUGGCCAACUCCACGCCGGGACUAUUGGGCUCUUUGACGACGAGGACGAGAUCGCGACCACGGAAGCUAGGGUCGAAGGACGGAACGCUCUUGUCAAAGCAAGGCAGAAGAAGAAGGAUGAAAAGGCGAAGCAGAGGCAACACGAUGGAUUUUGGCAUAUCAUCGGUCGUGCUUUUGGUUUCAGAAAGAAGAAUGUGAGGGAUGACGAUGUCCUAAAGCCUUUGUGCGAGGCGGAAGCAAAUGACGGAUGCGCAAUGCGUGAAAGGAGUGAAGGAAAUAGAGGAGCAAGACGAAGUCCGGUUCCCGAGAUGUACGACCAAUGGGAAGUAGAUGAGGAACUUGAUUCGCCGUUCUACGAGGAGCUGGGGAUGGUCAGGAUCAAAGCGGCGAAUGGGCGGGAUGUGAAAGUGGUACACAAAAGUCAGAUACGGAAGGACGAUGUGCUUGAUGAUUAUGGAGAGUGA